GCUAAGGGCCCACCCUUUACAGGAAGUGAUUGAGUCUUUGAAAGCUGUGACUUGUUGGAGGCUGAAAUUAGAUCAUGAAGCUGGAGGUGCCAGAAAGCUUUGAAGAUGUUGCUGUUAAAUUUUCAAGAGAGGAGUGGAAGAUGCUGAGUAAACAGCAGAAACAGCUGCACAAGGAGGUGAUGGUACAGAACUACGAGAACAUGGUUUCUGUAGGAUACACUAUCCCACUGGAUCACCUCCACAUAUUGAUUAUCAGAGAUGAUGAGAUGUCUGCUAAUAUGGAAGGAUGGGGAGGAAGCACUAAAGUAAAGCGGACUAAUGCUGAUGGCCCCUUCACCAUCCACAGGAACUCAGCCUACAUUGAGAUUCAGAGUCAGCGGCCAUUCUCUGUGAAACAUCAGAGUUCUGAAUCUGGCGAGGCAUUGCCACGUGAUGCGUCAUUCACAAGACACGAAGGAGUAGAGAGUGGACAUGGACACCAGAAAUGCACGGAGUAUAAGAGCAGGCAUAGCGGGAACAGUCAACUAGGAAUGCAUCUGACCACUCAUGGACAAGAGACACCAUGUACAUGUCUGAACUGCAGGGGCAGUAACAGAGAAAAGGAUUCUGUAACAAUACGCAAGAAAAUCCUCAUUAGAGAAAAGCGAUGUAAACGUACUAUAUGUGAUAAGAGUGUUGUGCAUGACAGUGGGUUAUCAAAGCACAAGACUGUUCAUACUGGGCAGAAACCUUAUAAAUGCCCCGUGUGUAACAAGGGUUUUACACGUAACUGUGGUCUAAAACAGCAUCAGAUUAUACACAGUGGUUCAAAAAUGUAUAAAUGUUCAACAUGUAAGAAAUGUUUUGGACUCAAGGAAUGUUUGAUAGAGCAUCAGGUUAUCCACAGUAAAAAGAAGCCAUACAAAUGUUCUAAGUGUGACAAGAGUUUUAUAUAUAGUAACUGUCUGAUUAAGCAUCAAGUUAUGCAUACAGGUAUGAAAGUGAACACAAACUCUUAUAAAUGUGAUAUGUGUGACAAGAGAUUUAUAGAUGCAUGGAUGUUAAAGCAACAUCAUUUUAUUCACACUAGACAAAGGCAAAACAGACAAAAACCCUAUAAGUGUGUCUCCUGUGACAAGAGAUUUAUGAGGAGGACAAACUUGAAACAACACCAAUAUAUCCACACCGGACAGAAACCCUUUACCUGUGCUACAUGUAACAAGGGAUUUAUAGAGAAGAUAAAUCUAAUAAGGCACCUGGGUGUCCACACUGGGCAGAAAACCUAUAAAUGUGCUUCCUGUGGAAAGGGAUUUAUGAAGAGGGCAAACCUGAUACGUCACGAGUAUGUCCACACUACAGAGAAACCCUAUAAGUGUACAUCCUGUAACAAGGGAUUUGUAGAGAAAUAUCAACUGCUAAGGCAUCAACAUGACCACAUCGGACAGAAAACCUUCACCUGUGCCACGUGUAACAAGGAAUUUAUAGGGGAGAUGAACCUAAUAAGGCACAUGGGUGUCCACACUGGGCAGAAAACCUAUAAAUGUGCUUCCUGUGAAAAGGGAUUUACAACUAAGGGAAACCUGAUACGUCACAAGUAUGUUCACACUACAGAGAAACCCUAUAAGUGUGCAUCCUGUAACAAGGGAUUUAUAGAGAAAUCUAAACUGCUAAGGCAUCAACGUGUCCACACCAGACAGAAAUCUUUUACCUGUGCCACAUGUAACAAGGAAUUUAUAGGGAAGAUAAACUUAAUAAAGCACCUGGGUGUCCACACUGGACAGAAAACCUAUAAAUGUGCUUCUUGUGGAAAGGGAUUUAUGAAGAAGGGAAACCUUAUACGUCACGAGUAUGUCCACUCUACAGAAAAACCCUAUAAGUGUGCAUCCUGUAACAAGGGAUUUAUACAAAAAAAUAAACUACUAAGGCAUCAACACGUCCACACUGGACAGAAACCCUUUAGUUGUGCCACAUGUAACAAGGGAUUUACAGAGAAGACAAAUCUAAUAAGGCAUCAAAGUCUCCAUGCUGGUUUCAAGUGCAUAACAUGUAACAAGACUUUUCAAUGUAAGAAAACCCUCAAUGAACAUGAGGGCUUCCACAGGCGUCUGAAAGGAAAGAUGAAAUCAGCAAGAAAAGGAAAGUAGUAUUGCUGGAACUGAAUUCAUUCUCAGGUCUUGGUGGGUACCUUCACAUGGUGGACCCAGUUUUUACAAAAUCUCACCAAGACAACAUUGACAUAUAGUCAGUAUUUUAUAUAGCGUAAAGAAAGGCAAGUCAGAAAAUAAAAAAGAAGACAGAGUGCCCAGGCUCCAGGAUAAAAAGGUGUCCCCUCCUGGUGUACCCACUGAUGUCAGGACUGGAAGAAAAGCAAUGUAGAAUCCCCAUGAAAAUGUUCCUACAGCAGGGUUAAGUCAGGUUCAAGGGGGAGGAUGGCUUCCCAGUGGUAGAAGGACGAAGUAGUCCACAAAAAAGGGAUGACAAGGUGGCUUGUUGACGAUGAGAAAGAAAUUAUAAGUUGUUGUCCUUCUUUUCUUCUUAUUAUUAUUAUUAUGCAAAAAGCUCAGAAUGAUCAAACAAAGGGUGUGCUGAAAGAUGAAAAGAAAAACUAAUAGAAAAAUGUGCACAAUAAAACUGUCAAAAGCUCUAAAUAAACAUUUGUAUUCAUUAAUGGAACAGAUCUAUGAAAAACGUUACAUAGAUGAAGAAACUUUGGGCCACCUGGACCAAGGCCUGACAGAAGAAGUGCAAAAAUAGAAAGAAUAAGACGCAAAGAUUCUAGGAAGGAUCCUAAAUAUUGAAAAUCUCAUAAAACAAAAAAGUAAGACAGAGGCAGAAUGCAGAAAAGAGGAUCAAUGAGGUAGAAAUUAAGCGGAAACUGAAGUUGUGGAAUACUUGUGAAGUUAAUGAUUUAGUGUACACAAUCCAGCACAGGUACUGUUGCAGCAUGAUGGAACAGUGAGCCCCCAAACUAAGGAGAAGCAGGUGGAGCAGAGGCUUCGAAGAAGAUGAGCAACAUCGUGAUGCUGUAAAUCCUUCUGUAGGAGACCGGUAUGAAAAUCCAGUUAAAGUUGGACAGCAAGGGAAGCAGCAGGAAACAGUGGCAAAUCUGACACAGGUAAUAUUGUGGAGUGAUGGAUCGAUGCGUUCCCAUAUGAAGGAGCAGUAGGUGAAGAGGGUGCAUCACAGGAAGAUGUUCUGGAACUUUCUGUAGAAUACUUGCAGGAAACAGAGCAAAUAAGAUGCUCUCAUUCCAGAAGAAAUCAUCUAAGGGAAGAUCUGCUCGAUUUCAUAGAGUUGGACAGCCAUUUUAAGCUUGAGAAAAGAUAUAGAUUACAGAAAGUAAAUAAGACCCAAAAUGUUAGAAAACUGGCAAAAUAUAGAAACACAGUAAUCAGGACUAUUAAGAGAAAUUCCCAUGAUAUAGCAAAUAAAUAGGAUAUAUUUCUGUCCAGCUAAACAUAUUAUGGAUAACGUGUUACCACAAAAAUGGAGAGUAACGAGUAACGAAAGGAUGGGAGUAAAUAAAAAUACCACCAUGGAAGCAGUGAACAGAGAGAAAACUAUAACAGGUAAAACAAGAAGUAGUAUCACUGUUAGAAGACUAUAGGAAAGGGAAUGUAUCCUCAAAAAUACUUCAAAAUGAGUCUACUUCAAUAGAAUGAAGUUACACUUAAUCCAAACUUACCUUAACGAGACAUCACCGAAGUUUGAAUAAACUAAAGCUUCACAUUACAACAUUAUUUUUUACAGGGAAUGGAGGCAUUUAGCCAACAUGGGGAAAUUUGCCUUUUCUCCCACUGUUGUGUGAUUCUGGAGAUGGUAUAUUUAAUUAGGUGGGUGUGGGGGCACAGCCCCCCCACCUUGAUGGGCUUGACAUACUGCAGUGCGUUUUUACGUUCAGUGUUAGCCAAGUGCCUUCAUUCCCUGACAAAAUGCGGUAAUGUGACAUUUUGGUUUAUUCAAAGUUCGGUGAUGUCAUCUCUGUAAAAUAAGUUUCAAUUAAGUAUAAUUUUGGUCUACUGAAGUAGACCCUUAGAAACAUAUAGAAGUGGUAAAAGCAACACACAGCAUCAAAAACAGUCGAGGAUUUAUCAUAUGCAGUUGCCAAUGAUAAACUACAAAUUUCAGCACAGGCAGAAAAACUUAGAAGUUAAGCAGAUAACUAUAUAGGAAAAGUACAAAAUAAGAAAUUCAUUAAUGAGCCCAACCUCAUUAACAACUACAUAAACAAUACUCCUUAAAACUGAACCUGGAAGCCCUUUUAAGAGCUAUAAACCAAUAACUUGCCUUCUGACAAUAUACAAACUAUAUACUGGAACUGAGGCACACAGUGCUUAUAGUCAUUUAGAAAGAAAAUCUGUUAUAUCAAUAGAACAAAAUGGUAACAAAGGAAAGUCACUUGUUGCCAAAUAAAGCCGUAAUAGAGAGUUGUAAAAAUGGGAAGAAUUUAAGUAUGGCAUGGACAGAUUACAAAAAAAAAAAACAUAUUUGAGGGCAUCAUAUUCAAGGAUAAAGGAAUGCUUACAAAUUUAUGAGAUUUACCCUAUAAUGGAUCGAUUGUAUUGCAAUGAUGAUGAAACAGUGGUAAAGCCCUUUACAGUUGAGCCAUGACAAGGGCCAUGUUAUCCCAGGGAUAAAAAUUCAAAGGUGGGAUAUUCCAAGGUGAUUUAUUAUCACCACUGCCAUUUUGCCUUACCCUCAACACAUUAAGCUGUUUACUUAGCAGAUUAGGUAGGCUAUGGUUACAAUUUAGCUCGCAUAAACUAACCCUGUUUAAAAAUUUAACCUCUAUUUUUUGUGGAUGACUUAAAACUAUAUACUUCAUCAGAUAAGGAACGCUGCAAAUGGUAAAAUGUUCUCAGAUGGGGUAAGAAUGACUUUUGGUUUUGAUAAAUGUGCAAAAGUAACAUUUAAAACAGGAAAGCUGCAUCACCAAGAAAAUAUCAACCUGGGACAUGAAUGUGAGUGAAAUAAAUUAACUUGAGCAGGUGAGAGUGUAUAAAUAUUUGGUUCUAGAUAUAGGAUUGACAAUAAAAUAUGAAUAAAUGAGAAUAAAACUCAGUAAGGAGAGCUUCAGAAGACUAACAUCCAGGAAUAAAGUCACAUCAAUAAAUUAAUUUGCUCUUCCUGUUCUAAUUCACAGUUUUCGGGUGACUGACUGGCCCCAACAAGUAUUCAGUUAAUUGGGCAAGAAAACAAGAAAAAUACUUCAUGCAUAUCAAAUAUAUAAAAUUCAUUGCACCCUAAAAUUAUAUAUGCCUCGCUCUGAAAAAGGUAUGAGCCUUCUUGAAAUUCGUGGGACUGUAUACAUAUCUGUUGACCUUAUUGAAAGUUUUAAAGCAUAAAGAGAAGUCUAUGAUGACAUCUUUGCAUAGUUUGAAUAAAAGCCCUGAAGAAGUUUAUGUAUUAUAUAAACGAAAGCGCUAACCUACAUUUUUUGUGUCCAGUGUGAUACUUUUCUUUCUUUUAUUUUUUAUUCAAUCUUUGCAUAGUUUAGCAGAAGUAUUUCCGUAUCAAGCAGGAAUGAAAAUUCAUAUCAGAAGUAGAAUAAAAUCUAACAGCAGCUGAAUGAGCCAAAAAACAAAAUACAGAACGUAAGGAAAAUGAUUAGAAAGAAAGAAAGAAAAUUGGAAAAAUCUAUAAAUGUAGUGGCAAGUUUAGAGAGAGCUUCUGGAACAAAUGCAUGUUGACCAAGAUUUGGUGCAGGUAUGGAUAAGGAGAGGUAAACUGAAACCGAAAGAUGAAAAGCUAAUAGCGGCUGUCCAGCAGAGUUGGCUAUGUACACGUUGGUUUACAAAGUUCAUUGAAAAGGUAGAAGAAAACAGACAAUUCUGGUCCUGUAAAACAGAACUAGUAAUAGUCGCACAACUUGUUACUGGGUGUGACUCACUCAUGGCAAAGGGCCUGUAUAUUGAAAGGCACAAAAAACUGUUGCACUGUGGAUUGUGCAAACAUUCCAAUAUAGAAGUAGCUGAGAAGCACUGGAAACACGAUUCACAAAUCAUUGCAGAGAAUAAUGAAGUCUAUAUCACAUGGGAUCACCCAUUACUAACAGUUCAAAAAAUAGAUGCAAAAACCUAGCAGUUUAUGAAAAAAACACUAAAGUAGCACUGACCAGUGAAUUUGCUAUACCCAUUGAUUACAGUGUGUUAUAUACAGAGAGACAAAGUCAUAAAAUAGCAGGAUUUGCAGGCAGAAACAAGAACGUGAAAGAAAGAUAUCCAGACAGUUCCAGUUGGAGGAACCAGUAGGAGGAACAGGUCUAUUAAAAAAAGAAUGUACAGUCAUAAUUAGAUAUGCUAGUGAUACAUGUACCUCCAUGUGAAGGAUGCAAUUCUGGACACAUUGUGGGCGCUGAGAAGAAUAUUCUUGGGUAAUAUCAAAAAAAUGAAACAAUACUAAUGUCAUGAACUCUAAUUGUACCCUGACCUAGGAUAGGGAUAUAUUACCAUCACAGUAUUAGAAACCCAAAACAUUUGGAGAAAUUAAAAAGGUGACUUCCAAGUAUGCUAAUAUGAUAAUAGUUCAUAGAUUCAUGGGUGUUUACUAGGCUAAUGACCACAAGGUUCAUAGGUAGGUACUAGGCUA
Messenger RNA from Protopterus annectens (West African lungfish), 6567 nucleotides. RefSeq names its product zinc finger protein 260-like. Gene Ontology annotation, biological process: regulation of transcription by RNA polymerase II. The record is from RefSeq and is a predicted model, not a curated record. NCBI's taxonomy places the organism in Eukaryota, Metazoa, Chordata, Ceratodontiformes, Protopteridae. The transcript is spliced from 4 exons. Gene Ontology annotation, molecular function: DNA-binding transcription factor activity; RNA polymerase II cis-regulatory region sequence-specific DNA binding. Bases 75 to 2123 code for a protein of 682 amino acids.